Sporisorium graminicola is the source of this 738-nucleotide messenger RNA. RefSeq lists its product as uncharacterized. The record is from RefSeq and is a predicted model, not a curated record. Gene Ontology annotation, molecular function: chromatin DNA binding; protein heterodimerization activity. NCBI's taxonomy places the organism in Eukaryota, Fungi, Basidiomycota, Ustilaginomycetes, Ustilaginales, Ustilaginaceae. Gene Ontology annotation, cellular component: epsilon DNA polymerase complex; CHRAC. Gene Ontology annotation, biological process: heterochromatin formation; leading strand elongation; DNA damage response. Bases 1 to 738 code for a protein of 245 amino acids. The transcript has a single exon.
AUGCCACGAAAGUCGACAGGAGGAGCGGGGGUGUCCGGAGCCUCCGCGCCUAGCACACCAUCCACCAAACCUGGCCUGUCGCGCAAAUCGCUCAACGGCAGCCCCUCCGUCGCCGACGCGGACGCGAGCACAUCCACAUCCGCGCUCACCGUCCCCACCUCUUCCAAGCUCGUGCUCAAGCAGCAAGAAACCGCACUGAAAGGCAUCGAAUCGUUCGAACUACCUCGAUCGAACAUCGUCAAGUGCGCAAAAAGCGAUAUCCCUGACAGCGUGCAGCUGCGCAAAGAGGUGCAGCAAGCCCUCGUCAAGUCCGCCACCGUCUUCAUCAGCUACUUGACCGCAACGGCACACGACAAUGCCACCAAGAAAAAGGGCAAGAUCAUCACCGCCCAGCACGUGCUGGAUGCUGUCAGACAGAUCGACCUUGCGGGCGAGGACGAGAUGGCGGAACUCAAGGCGCAGUUGAAAGGGUACAGGGACAACGCGGCGCGCAAGAAGAGCGAGAAGGCUACGGCUGGCGCGGGGGAGAAGAAAGCGGCUGAUGGGCAAGAGGGCGAGGCUGAGGCGGAGAACGACGCGGAUGUUAGCAGGCUCGAUGGCGCCGAGGAAGAAGAUGCGGAUCAGUCGGUGAGAAUGCACGACGACGCUGAUGCGGCUGACGCUAGCUUGUUGCGGAAAAGUCUCCAUGCGGCAGGCCAAGACGACGCAGACGAGGACCAGCUCAUGGACGAAGACUAG